Arachis duranensis is the source of this 417-nucleotide messenger RNA. RefSeq names its product LOB domain-containing protein 38-like. The record is from RefSeq and is a predicted model, not a curated record. Gene Ontology annotation, biological process: regulation of gene expression. NCBI's taxonomy places the organism in Eukaryota, Viridiplantae, Streptophyta, Magnoliopsida, Fabales, Fabaceae. The transcript has a single exon. The coding region runs from base 1 to 417 and encodes 138 amino acids.
AUGAUCACCUGCAUCAUAGCACUCUCCAACCAAGUCCACCUUCAAAAGCAAGAACAUAUAUUCUGUGCAGCUCUUUUUCAGUCUCUACUUUUCGAAGCAUGUGGACGAACGGUUAACCCGGUUAACGGUGACGUUGGACUACUAUGGACUGGAAACUGGCACAUAUGUCAGGCCGCCAUUGAAACGGUGCUCCGAGGAGGCUCCCUCAGGCCUAUGCCGGAGCUAUUCGGUCUCAACGUGCCUGUUCCUGUUGCUGUUGACGCCGACUCCGAGAGAAAAGUCACGUGCACUGACGCGCGGAAGCUCCAAGACCUGAACCCGAGUCCGAGCAUAAGGUUCACGAGCUCUCGAUCUGGUAAAGACAGUUCCGGCUGGAAGCGGAAGCAAUCAGAAGAGUGGGUCGCGGUGGGGAGGUGA